Molecule: messenger RNA, 4101 nt
Organism: Equus caballus (horse)
Lineage: Eukaryota; Metazoa; Chordata; Mammalia; Perissodactyla; Equidae
Gene: SYT10
Product: synaptotagmin 10
Biological process (GO): regulation of calcium ion-dependent exocytosis; calcium-ion regulated exocytosis; regulation of dopamine secretion
Cellular component (GO): exocytic vesicle; plasma membrane
Molecular function (GO): SNARE binding; clathrin binding; calcium ion binding
Source: RefSeq, a predicted model, not a curated record
CGAGGGCUUCGGCUUUUGUACGUCUCCCCCUCCCCGGCGCGCUCCAUGCCGGCUCUGUCUCUCCAGCUCGCCUGGGCUCGCUCGCGCGCCCGGAGAGUUGGCGCAAACCUCGCCGCCGCCGCCUCGCGCGGGCUCCCGCCCCAGCCUCGCCACCUUUCCCUGCGCCCGCCGCUCCCGCCAUGGGGCCAACUUGGGGCUCCUAGGAGUUGCCGCUUCUUAGCAACGCGCUCUCCGGCCAAAGUCCCCGCGGGCGGGCUAUGGCUUAGGGCGCACAAGGGGCUAGCCUGGAGAUAACGAGAAGGGGAAAGGACGGCUAACUGGGGAAAAAGAGACCAAACGAUGAGUUUCCACAAGGAGGACGGAGUGAGCAGCCUGUGCCAGAAGGCGCUGCACAUCGUCACCGAGCUGUGCUUCGCGGGCCAGGUGGAGUGGGAGAAGUGCUCGGGCAUCUUCCCCGCGGACAGGGGCAGCCAGGGAGGAGGCAGCACAGAUAUUUCAGUCAGCUUGUUAGCAGUCGUUGUCAGCUUUUGUGGCCUGGCCUUGUUGGUUGUCUCACUUUUUGUCUUCUGGAAGUUGUGCUGGCCUUGCUGGAAGAGCAAACCCGUGACUCCCAACGUUAGUACCAUUCCACAGAGCAUGUCAAGUGCUCCUACUGAAGUUUUUGAGACUGAAGAGAAAAAGGAGGUUAAAGAAAAUGCAAAGCCAGCACUGAAAGCUCUUGAGCCUGCGAUAAAAAUCAGCCACACUUCCCCUGAUAUCCCAGCAGAAGUCCAGAAUGCUUUAAAAGAACAUUUAAUUAAACAUGCACGUGUGCAAAGACAAACUACUGAGCCUACGUCUUCAUCCCGCCACAAUUCCUUCAGGAGACACCUACCAAGGCAAAUGCAGAUUUCCAGUGUUGAUUUUAGCACGGGCACAGAACCUGUUUUACAAAGAGGAGAAACAACAACCAGCAUUGGCAGGAUAAAACCAGAGCUCUACAAACAGAAAUCAGUUGACUCUGAGGGCAACACGAAAGAAGACGUCAAAACCUGUGGGAAAUUUAACUUUACCCUCCAGUAUGAUUACGAAAAUGAACUUCUAGUUGUUAAAAUUAUCAAAGCCUUAGAUCUCCCUGCUAAAGACUUCACAGGAACUUCAGACCCUUAUGUGAAGAUGUAUCUUCUUCCAGACAGGAAAAAGAAAUUUCAGACCCGCGUCCACAGAAAGACUUUAAAUCCUCUAUUUGAUGAAACUUUUCAGUUUCCUGUAGCAUACGAUCAACUAAGCAACCGAAAACUACAUUUCAGUGUAUAUGAUUUUGACAGAUUUUCUAGACAUGACAUGAUUGGAGAAGUGAUUCUUGACAAUUUGUUUGAAGUCUCCGAUCUCUCCAGGGAAGCCACAAUAUGGAAAGAUAUUCAUUGUGCUACCACAGAAAGCAUAGACCUGGGUGAAAUCAUGUUUUCCCUUUGUUAUUUGCCAACUGCUGGACGUAUGACCUUGACAGUCAUCAAGUGCAGAAAUCUGAAGGCUAUGGAUAUUACUGGCUCAUCAGAUCCUUAUGUCAAAGUGUCUCUGAUGUGUGAGGGUCGAAGAUUAAAAAAGAGGAAAACAACUACAAAGAAAAACACUCUAAACCCUGUGUACAAUGAGGCCAUUAUUUUUGACAUCCCUCCGGAGAAUGUGGACCAGGUCAGCCUCUCCAUUGCCGUCAUGGAUUAUGAUAGGGUAGGACACAAUGAGGUCAUUGGAGUGUGUAGAACAGGCCUGGAUGCUGAGGGUCUUGGGCGAGACCACUGGAAUGAAAUGCUGGCCUACCACCGAAAACCAAUAACACACUGGCACCCCUUGCUGGAGCUACCUGGCCGGGCGACCAGUUUUGAUAGUCAAGGAUCCUGUCCAUCUCCCAAACCACCUCCCACACCAUAAUGCCUCCAAAAUAAGACCAUUAUAAUCAGGACCCAGGAUCAUGUGCUCAUCAGAUCAGAAAAAAAGUGGACGGUUUGAUUUCCUCAUUUAAAAUACAUCUUGAUAAUGAACAAACUUGUGCAAUUUUCAUUUACUUUUUUUGUCUGUUUAUUAACUUUGGACAUCUUGAUAUAUUUUACUUGAAUACAAAUAGUCCUUACUUAUAGAAGGCAUUUUAUUCUUCGUGUCAUAUGCCUAUUAGCACAGAGUGUUUUAAUAAGUUGUAAUUGUUUUCAUAAGCAAAGAAAUAUGUUUUUUAGAAAGAACCCAUACUAAUCUGAAAUUGAAUAUAGUGUAUGCUGCUAUUGUAUACAGGGGCACAUGUCACAUAUGUAUGGUUUUGAUUUUGUUACAAUGAUGUUUAUUUCUAGGUGUGCACAUGGUCCUAUAAAAACUUUAACAGAAAUUUCAGACUUAACUUACACAACAUUAAAAUAUUUGUGCUAUCAAAUUAAUGUUACCCAUCUGAUAAUAUAUUCUUUCAUUCUCAGCAAAUUCUUUUCUUGGUAAGGCUUGGCUCUGCCAAACUCAAAACUUUGUCUCUCAAGCUUGUUCUUUAAAACAUACAGAUGGAACUAUAAUUUAAAGAACCAUUUUGAAUAUAAAUUUAAGAAGUAAUAUUUAGUAGCUGGAAAAUGGAGGUUGAGCCAUUUGGGCUACCAUUUUAUACUGUCUUAAUGUUACAUUAGUUCAAACAUCUGUUGCACUGUUUUACUGACAUUUUUAAAAUUCUAAUAAUCUUAAUCUCAAAUGUAGCAUUAGUAUUCCUGAAAGAAUAGAGUCAGAAGUCAUUCAUUUUUUUAAGUGUUCGUAAGGUUAAGUACUGUGGCAUAUAUUUUGUGACAUGAAGCUAUGACGUAGAUCUUGUAUUUCUGAUAGAUGAUACUAAUAGACACCAAAGGUACAAUAAAUGUCUGUGCUCAUUGUCAUUUAGAUUGUACACAGUAAUGGUGACCUUUAAACCAAAUCAGAAGUUAAUCAUUAGAAUUAGGUAUUUUCUUCAAGAAAGGAUGACUUAUUUUUCAGCAAAUUAUAGAAAUAUACCAUAAAUAAUAUAACUUCAACAUUUAAUAAAAAUAAACAAAGAAUUCUAAAGGCCCAGACCCACAGUCCUUUCAUGAAAGGCAUUUCCCUUCAUAAGGAUCAAGGAUCAGGCCGCUAGUCCUAAAAACUAUGCAAAUGUUUUUACAUGACGGAACUUUCUUUUAAAUCAGGUGAACUUUUUAUUGUCUCAUUUCCGGGCCCUAUAUCUAUAUCUAAACUAUAUUGAAUGACCCCAACCUUACUUUUGAGAUGUGUAUUAUGGAUAGUGCAUAUUUCAAGCUUAUUCCAAGAUAAGAGGUUAAAAGAACCAAAGAAAGGCAAGAAAAUAUGCACUUAGACUAUAAAAACACAUUCAUCAGAAUGAGAAAAUUUUAUCAACAAUUAUAAAAUUUUGAUUUUAGUAAUAUCUCUUAUUUCUAAAUAUUAAAAAAAAACGUUUUAAAAGCCUUGACAUUUAGUUUGCUGGCCUCUCUCAUAAUGAUGGCAUUACUGUUAAUUAAGAUGUAAAUAUUUUCCACAUUAAUAUUUUAAAAGCAACACAAUUCCCUAAAAUUUUUCAAAAAUGCUUGUACCAUCCUAAUGAAAACAAGUAUUUCUAGCUAACAUUUUCUAAUUUAAAAAUAAUAGAAGAAAACUGUUUGAAAAUACCUGGCUACCUUAUCAAGCCUAGAAGAACCAUUUACUGUAGACAGAGUGACUUCAGAUAACACUUCUAUUUUGGAAUUCUUUGUUUUACUGGGAAAUAAAAAUUGUCAAAUGGGAAGACAAAAGUUAUACUCUUAAUAAAAUGGCAUUAUUGGAGUCAAUUGUUUUAUUAGUAGAUAUAGCUGCAGGUUAUAUUUCAUUAGCAACUAUGUUUCCUAAGUGAGUAUAAUAAUUAUUUUCACCUGAAAACAUAUUUUAAGGACUUUUUAUUCAUUCUUAGAACCUCGUGUUUUCUUUGCCUCCUAUGGAGAAAAAGCCAAUAUGUGAUGAAAAAAUGCAAUGACUAGCCAGCCAGGAGAUUUUAAUACGGGGAUUGUAGAUUAAAGUAAGUUUUUAAGGUAAUUUUUUAAAAAUGUUUCCCAGGGGGGCCUGACCGGUGGCACAGCAGUUGACUUCACAUGU